CCAUCGGGAUAAUGGUACCAGCCAGCGGAAGUCCCUGGUUCAGUAUCUGCGAGGAGCUGCAGGGAGAAAGUUGGAUACAUUCUUACUGAUAGCAAAGUCUCUUGUUCAACAGACACUGGGAGAUGAGGCGGAGGCAAAAGAGACUUCUUCAGGUGGCCGGCUUAAUCCUCCUAACCAUAGUUUUCCUCCCGAACGUCGGGCUGUGGUCUCUGUACAGGGAGAAGCAGUUAGAGAGCCCAGCUGAAGUGGUGCAGGGUUUACCGAUCAAGCCAAGACAAGAUACUUUCUUCAUCGAAGAUAGAUUGAGGAAGAAAGAUUGGCAUGACCACCAAGCAAUUCGAGCUGAUGCAGCCAAAUCAGGAAUUGGAGAGCAAGGGAAACCUGUCCCAUUGACUGAUGAAGAUCAAAGCAGCCAAGCAUAUCGGGAAAAUGGUUUCAAUAUCUACGUGAGUGAUAAAAUCUCUCUGAAUCGGAGCCUACCUGACAUUCGGCAUCCAAACUGCAAGAACAAACUUUAUUUGGAGAAGCUUCCAAAUACCAGUAUCAUUAUACCAUUCCACAACGAAGGCUGGUCCACGCUCCUUCGAACUGUGCAUAGUGUCUUAAAUCGCUCGCCACCAGAGCUCAUUGCAGAAAUCAUACUUGUCGAUGACUUCAGUGAUAAAGAAUAUUUGAAAAAACGCUUGGAAGAAUAUAUGGCACGAUUUCCAAAGGUCAGGAUUGUACGGGCCAAGAAACGAGAAGGUUUAAUUCGAACACGUCUACUGGGCGCCACAGUGGCAAAAGCAGAGGUCAUAACCUUCUUGGAUUCACACUGUGAAGCAAAUGUGAAUUGGCUGCCCCCAUUGCUUGAUAGAAUUGCUCAGAACCGCAAAACAAUUGUGUGUCCUAUGAUCGAUGUUAUUGACAAUGAUCAUUUUGGAUAUGAGACGCAGGCUGGUGAUGCCAUGCGAGGAGCAUUUGACUGGGAAAUGUAUUAUAAACGUAUUCCAAUACCAGUAGAGCUUCGUAAACCAGAUCCAAGUGACCCUUUUGAAUCACCUGUCAUGGCUGGAGGUUUGUUUGCUGUUGAUAAAAAGUGGUUCUGGACGCUUGGUGGUUAUGAUGCUGGUUUGGAAAUUUGGGGAGGAGAACAGUAUGAGAUAUCAUUCAAGGUAUGGAUGUGUGGUGGGCAGAUGGAAGACAUCCCUUGCUCCAGGGUAGGACACAUCUACAGAAAGCAUGUUCCUUACACGAUUUCAAGUGGAUUUGGCUUGCCCAGAAAUUUGAAACGAGUUGCUGAGGUGUGGAUGGAUGAAUAUGCAGAGUAUCUCUAUCAACGAAGACCAGAGUAUAGACACAUUUCUGCUGGUGAUGUAAAUACACAGAAAGAACUGAGGACUUCCCUUAAUUGCAAAAGCUUUAAGUGGUUCAUGACUGAAGUGGCAUGGGAUUUGCCUAAAUUCUAUCCACCAGUGGAACCUCCAGCUAGUGCCUGGGGUGAGAUUCGUAAUGUUCAUAUUGGAUUGUGUGUGGACAGUAAACAUGGGCCUUCUGGCUCACAGCUGAAAUUAGAUGUUUGUAACAAACAUGGUGCAGAUGGAGCCUGGUCCCACGAGCAGGUCUUUACAUUGGGUUGGCGAGAAGAUAUACGCCCUGGAGAUCCCUUGCACACGAGAAAAGUUUGCUUUGAUGCUGUCUCACAUAAUAGUCCAGUCACAUUAUUUGAUUGUCAUGGAAUGCGUGGAAACCAGCUAUGGAAGUAUAAAAAGGACAAGACUCUAUACCAUCCAGUCAGCAAUAGCUGUUUGGACUGCAGUGCCACGGAUAAAAAUAUUUUUAUGAAUCUCUGUAACCCUUCAUCUCCUACACAACAGUGGUUAUUUGAAAAUAUAAAUACAACAGUUUUGGAAAAAAUGAACAUCAGAAACUUGUAGUGACUUGUAUUUAAAGCAUUGAGAUGUAAUCAUUUUUACUGAGGGUGGUUUUUAAGGGAUGUUUUUAUAGCUAUAUCCAGGGUUUUUUUUAUUAUUAUGGUAUUUUGAAAGGUUUUAUCUCAGGACUGAUCAGGUAUAAGCAGGUGUGUGUUAAUGAUGUCAUCAAGUGCUCUUGCAGUGCACCAGUGCUUGUAUGCUGAAGUAAUAAAACUUGAGCUACUUCUUUAGUGCCUUGACCGGUGAAAGGCAGAGAGUACCCACAUCACUAUGGUUCUUAUAACAUCUGGCCAGUUAGCCAUCUUACUUUUUGCCAAUUCAUUUUCUAAUUUGACUAAAGAAAAAGAAGGAUUUACAUUUGUAUAGCAUUUUUCACAAUCUCUGGAUGUCUCAAAGCGCUUUACAGCCAAUGAAGUACUUGCAAAAUGUAGUCGCGUUUGUCAUGUAGGAAAUUAAAUUAUUUUUAAUCAACUUGUUCAGACAUGUUAUGACAUCCCUUUGGGAUAGGUGAGACUUGAACUUUUAAUCUCGCUAAAUUCCCUGCAAACAAUUAUUUAAGUUAGCUGAUUUAAUUGCACUUUAAGGGGAUCCAAGCAGUGAAAAAUAACAAUUAAAAGUGACUGCAAUGUUUUCCAAACUGGCUAAGUAUCCAUGUUAUAUAAAGCUCUGUUUUCCACAGUGGAGUCUGCUGCUGUUUCAAAGAUCUUUGACAAAAAAGAAAGAAACUACAAUAAUUUAUUUACAAUUUAAUUAGCCUAAUUACUGGAAUUACCUUUAGAAGAAUUCCAUUAAAAUAAAAUGGAACAGCAUAAAAUGUACUCUGCUGCUUCCAUGAUUGCAUAUUUUCUGGUUUUAUAAAUCAAGUAAUGUUUGUAUGUUUCUCAUGUUGACACCAGUAUUACAUUUUACUGUGGGAUUCAGAGUUUACUAGUCUGUCUUAUUUUGCACUUUAAGAUGACACUGUCUACAUGUAACCAACCUUGGUUCGCGUUUAUUAGCAAAGACCUGAUUUAGGAACGUGUAAGGACCUGAAUUCAAGUAACUUUAUGCAACGCCUGUAACAAAAUUUGAAUGCCCUCAGAGAAAUGUUGCUUAAGUCUUUUGUUUGAACUGGUAAUCUUUGAGCAAGAAUUAAGCACUGUUGUUUUUUGUUUACAAAAAAACUUGAUCAGCUAUGGGGAGUAUUUAAAAGUUUGCUCAUUAUUUAUGUCUAUGCAGAAGAUAACCUUCAACCACCGUACAAGAUGAUCAGGUGUUUUCCAGGAUUACAAAGAGGAUAUAAUUAUAGGAAUUACAUGAUUUAUGAGUCAACCAUUUUUUUCCAUAGUGAGUGAUCUUACACAGAAAUAACUUCUUUGAAAUACUUAGUUCACAUAUGAUGGAACUUUUGUCCAAUGAAAAUACAAAUAUACAUAAAUUCAAGCAGAGAAAUGCAUUACCGAGCCCAAUAGGUUCAGACCAGUGUUUACUCUGAACCAAAAUUUGUAACCAUCAUACUUCGUCUUAUUCUAACAACAUGUCCAAAUCUCUUCUCUCAUCUGUACCUAUAUAGCUUCCCCUGAAAUGCAAUUCAACUAAAUGUGUCAACUGUUCCAUGUAUGUUGCAAGUUCUACAUUCUUAGCACUCUUGGCUAAAGACGUUUCUUUUGAAUUCCUUACUGGAUUUUUCAGUUACUGACUUUUAUUAAUGGGCUAGGAGAAAGUGAGGACUGCAGAUGCUGGAGAUCAGAACUGAAAAUGUGUUGCUGGAAAAGCGCA
Hemiscyllium ocellatum (epaulette shark) is the source of this 3671-nucleotide messenger RNA. Its product is annotated as polypeptide N-acetylgalactosaminyltransferase 10-like. Lineage: Eukaryota; Metazoa; Chordata; Chondrichthyes; Orectolobiformes; Hemiscylliidae. The transcript is spliced from 12 exons. Gene Ontology annotation, cellular component: Golgi apparatus. The record is from RefSeq and is a predicted model, not a curated record. Bases 123 to 1916 code for a protein of 597 amino acids.